Molecule: messenger RNA, 3721 nt
Organism: Elaeis guineensis (African oil palm)
Lineage: Eukaryota; Viridiplantae; Streptophyta; Magnoliopsida; Arecales; Arecaceae
Source: RefSeq, a predicted model, not a curated record
ACCAGAAAUUUUUCAUUUAAGAAAACCAAAGCAAAUCCAAUAUAUCUCUUCCUCCCCGCCUUUCUUUCUCUCCCUCUCUUCCUCUCUGGAGAGCCAAAAAGAAAUUAAAAAAAAAAUCAUCCAUCGCCACAUCUAAGGAUCGAGCUGUGAUAAAAAGACUCGAUUUUGAUGCGGAUUUCCGGGGCAUCGGUGUUGUGAACUGGUCCAGAGCCCUGAGCUCGUAGUUCUUUGUAUGUGGCUUCAAGGGUGAAACAAUGGCUUCUCCUGCUUCCCUUGCUACUCUGGGAAGCGUGAGGACAAACUCGUCGACGGUCUUCGAGGUCUCUCCUUCGCCUGGAGCCGUUAGGAGAAUUCGCAUCAUUUCUAGGAUUAGUUUUCGUAGUGUUGGCGGUGUGCAGCGACGGUCCCGUUCCCCUGGUCGAGUCUGUAGGUGUCUGGUCACCACCGACUUGAUCGAGGAGAAGGGAAUUCCGUUUUCUUCAGAAUCUACUUAUAGGGGUAGUAGUGGCAGCAGAGAAGAUGAUGCUGAUCUUGUCCUUAAGCCUCCUCCCAAGCCUGUCUCGAAGGCCCAGCCAAAUGGGCCCGAUCCUGUGAACUCAGCAUUGUGGUCUCCAGACAAAGUUGUUCAUGAUAAGAUGCUGGAGACUGGACAAGAAGAUAGAGAUAAAAUGAUAGAGUCACUUGGGGAGGUCUUGGAGAAGGCAGAAAAGCUUGAGACAGCAAAGAGGGUCAAAUUGGAUGGAAAAGAGAUUAGGGGCAAUGGCAAGUCCAGUGGUAGCUCAAGACCUAGUAGACCGGUGAACACUUCACCGACAAGGAAGUCAAAGAUGUCAAAGAGCAUCUGGCGAAAGGGGAACCCCGUGGCAAAUGUGCAAAAGGUGGUAAAAGAGAUACCGAGAAUUGAGAGAGAGAAAGGGCAGGAACAGAAAGGUCGUUCUCCAGUGACAGAAGCGAACAAACCUGAAGCUCUUCCACUUGCACCUUUGCAAAAUCAAAUGCCUUCACCAUCCCAAGUCAUUCCAAAGCUGCAAGUGAAGCCUUCUGUUGCUCCAUCUGCACCUCCAGCUCCCCCUGUAGCAAAGAAACCUGCUAACUUAAAAGACCGGAAGCCAGUUCUUAUAGAUAGGUUUGCUUCCAAGAAGCCAGUUGUCGAUCCCAUUGCAGCGGAAGCAUUAUUAGUGCCUACAAAACCAGUGAAAGGACCUGCUCCAUCAAAAGCCAAAGAAGAGCGUCGCAAGAAAUCAAGUGCGGCUGGAGGUGUGCGUAGGCGUCUGGUGGAUGAUGCUGACAUACCUGAUGAGGAUGCUUCAGAACUUGAUGCGCCUAUUCCUGGUGUGACAGGGGCAAGGAAAGGCAGGAAAUGGAGUAAGGCAAGCCGUAAGGCUGCUAGACUCGAGGCAGCUAAAGCUGCAGCACCUGUUAAAGUAGAGAUUCUGGAGGUGGGUGAGGAGGGGAUGUUCACUGGGGAUCUGGCUUAUAAAUUAGCAGUCAGCGAAGCGGAUAUCCUUGGAUAUUUAUACUCAAAAGGAAUAAAGCCUGAUACAGUGCAUACUCUGGAUAAAGACAUGGUCAGGAUGAUAUGCAAGGAAUAUGAUGUGGAAGUAUUAGAAAAAGAUCCCAUAAGGGUGGAAGAGAUGGCAAAGAAGAAAGAACUGCUUGAUGAGGAGGAUUUGGACAUGUUGGAGGAUAGGCAUCCAGUUAUUACAAUAAUGGGUCAUGUUGAUCAUGGAAAGACAACGCUUUUGGACUAUAUUCGUAAGAGCAAGGUGGUAGCGACUGAGGCAGGUGGAAUAACCCAAGGUAUUGGGGCAUAUAAAGUUCUCAUCCCAGUUGAUGGAAAGGCUCAGGCCUGUGUCUUUCUUGAUACUCCAGGGCAUGAGGCAUUUGGUGCCAUGAGGGCACGUGGAGCAAGGGUGACUGACAUUACCAUUAUUGUGGUAGCUGCUGAUGAUGGAGUGCGCCCCCAAACAAAUGAGGCAAUAGCUCAUGCCAAGGCAGCUGGUGUGCCUAUUAUAAUAGCCAUAAAUAAGGUAGAUAAAGAAGGAGCGAAUCCUGAACGUGUUAUGCAAGAACUUUCUUCUAUUGGCCUUAUGCCAGAAGUGUGGGGUGGUGACAUCCCAAUGGUCCAGAUAAGUGCUCUUAAAGGAAACAAUGUCGAUGAAUUAUUGGAAACUGUCAUGCUUGUUGCUGAGCUGCAAGAAUUGAAGGCAAAUCCUCAUAGAAAUGCAAAGGGUACUGUCAUUGAGGCAGGUCUUGAUAAAUCAAAGGGACCCACUGCCACACUGAUUGUGCAAAAUGGAACCCUCAAAAGGGGUGAUGUUGUUGUGUGUGGUGAAGCCUUUGGAAAGGUCCGUGCUAUGUUUGAUGAUAGAGGAGGUCGUGUUGACCAAGCUGGACCAUCCAUGGCUGUGCAGGUAAUUGGCUUGAGCAGUGUUCCUAUUGCUGGUGAUGAAUUUGAGGUUGUUGACUCCCUUGAUGUUGCACGUGAAAGGGCAGAUGCAUGUGCAGAAUCAUUAAGGGUUGCACGAAUAUCUGCAAAGGCUGGGGAGGGAAAGGUCACUCUCUCUUCCAUUGCUUCUGCUGUAUCAGCUGGAAGACAGUCGGGACUAGAUAAGCAUCAGCUAAAUAUUAUCCUGAAAGUCGAUGUUCAGGGUUCAAUUGAAGCCAUCAGACAUGCUCUUCAAGUUCUCCCACAGGAUAAUGUUACUCUGAAGUUCCUUCUUCAAGCACCAGGUGAUGUGAGUACUAGUGAUGUUGAUCUCGCUGUUGCCACUGAGGCCAUUAUAUUUGGCUUCAAUGUGAAAGCACCAGGUUCAGUUAAGAGCUAUGCAGAGAAAAAGAAUGUUGAAAUUUGUCUCUAUGGGGUCAUUUAUGAUCUUAUUGAUGAAAUGCGUAAUGCAAUGGAAGGACUUUUAGAGCCUGUUGAGGAGCAAGUUCCAGUAGGAUCAGCAGAUGUUCGAGCCACAUUUAGCAGUGGUAGUGGACGUGUCGCUGGAUGCAUGGUCACUGAGGGGAAAGUGGUGAAAGAUUGUGGUGUUUGGAUUGUUCGAAAUGGGAAAACAAUUCACACAGGCAAUAUUGAUUCUUUGAGACGAGUGAAAGAAGAGGUGAAGGAGGUUGGUGCUGGACUAGAAUGUGGUAUUGGUGUGAGUGACUUCAAUGAUUGGGAGGUUGGAGAUAUUAUCAAGGCUUUUAAUGCUGUGACGAAGCGACGAACACUUGAGGAGGCAUCAGCUUCGGUGACAGCUGCAUUAGUUGGAGCGGGUGUUGAGUUGUGAAAUAGGCUAGAUGGUGCAGAACAUUUGCAGAACAAGUUAUUGUUCAGGAUGGACCUGAGUAGCAUCUGACUCAAAGUUUACAAUCUGUCUUCAGCUACGAUGUAAUAUAUCUUUCAUGGCUAAGCUUGGAUGGCAUUCUCCACUCUGUUUUUCGGAAGUCUGGCUCUGCUGCAGCUGAUGUUGUAUGCUAAAUGUACAUAAGGAAUCUCAGCUGUCAACUUUUCCUUCUAUUUUGUAGAGAAGGGGCAUUUAUUUAACCUUUUGAUGAUUUGAGCACAACAACCUGUAAUAGAUCCAACAACAAUUGAAUCAUUGUCAUAAUUUCACCAUACAGUUUAUUUGAUACCUCAGUCAUGUCUAUCCUUUGAUGUUUAUCAGCUGGGACAUCAAAUUGUACUAAACAAAAUAUAAAGACAAAAAAUAAAAUUAUACUAUUCUACUUA